CUGCGCGGGCUUUCCGGCAGACACAAGGUACAAAACAGUGGGGGUUUGUCGGGGGUAAAAACAGAGAGGAACGGUCAUUCCAUUGAGGAAGAUGUGAAAGGCAAGACUUUCUCAGGAAAGCAUGAAAGAGAAGAGAGGUCACAGUAUGGUGAAAGAUCUCUCUGGGUUGUAUGAUGGAAGGACUGGGAAAGGAGAGAUCCAUGUGCAGCGCUAAUCCCUUCCCAUGGCUCAACCACCCCAAAACAGAGGCCUCGACCCUGCUGUGGAAACUCAAAGACUGCUUCUCCACCACCGAAACAACUGCCCCUCAUCACACAGAUAAGCAAAACAAUUACAUGGAGAGCAGAAAGGCUGUGCUGGAAUUGAAAGAUGUCCCUCCUCCACCACCGCACCAUACUUCCUCCCAAUCAUCCCAGCCCUUCUCUCUGGCCCCUCUCCCUUUACCUCAUCCCUGCUUGCCUCCACCACCACAGCUUACACAAGGCUCCCACCAACAGCAACCAUCACUCCAGCAACAAGAGAGUGGUAGCCCCAAAGUAAGCAUUUGCACUCACUGUGACUAUUGCACCACAGAUGGAAAGAGGUUAAUAGAUGGUGGUGGUUUUGUUGGUAGCAAUAGCAACAUUGUCUCCCUCUACAUUCCCCCACGAUCUCUGGGAGCAACCAUCAGCAACAGCAGUAUUAGCAGAUCUGGACCUUGCACUAUUGCCUCAUCUGUUCAUCAGUAUGAAAGUAACCUGAGCUUUGGACGUAGAGGUGAAUCUCUUGAUCCAUUGUUCAGCCUUGGUUACAAACCUCAGCUGUCCUCCACUGUUGCUACCUCUCAGCCCAUUUCUUCACACCCCAACCUCCCCUGUUGCUCAGGGCUUCCUUACACCUGUCCAGCUUUACCUCUUCCAUGCAGUCAGUCCAGCUUGUUCCCCUCCUCAGCCCCUUUGGCUUCCUCUCUUCCCUCUGUCUCUUCUUUCACUGCUCCGGUGCAUGGCUCUUGCCUGGCCUCUUCUGGCUACUACACCUGUGGUGUGGACUACAGCCCGUCAGCCAGAAGAUCCCAGAGAAGUACACUUGGUGACCACCCAACCCCUACCACCAUCACUACUACAACCACCUCAGCACACUUCUGCUCUAAGCCUAUGCACCUAAAUGUAGAACGCACGGUUUGUGUGAAGGGGGCGCACUACUGUCAAGAGUGCUUUUUGAAGCCAAUGAAUGGUCUGGCAUCAGAGUCAGAUAACGUGUGGCCCAAUACUGCACCCAUCCCUAUCCCUAUUUGCAAUGGCUGUGGUACCUCCUCUGAUGGCAUGAUGCUCAUGCCAUCAACCAAGACUGGCCCGAAGUAUGGUUCACCAGAGACUAAUGGUCCUGAGAACAUCCCACCAGUGGGGGUCUUCUGGGACAUUGAGAACUGCAGUGUCCCCAGUGGUCGCUCUGCUGGAGCUGUUGUCCAGCGUAUUCGCAGCCGUUUCUUCCAGGGUCAUCGUGAGGCAGAAUUUAUUUGUGUCUGUGAUAUCAGCAAGGAGUGCAAAGCUGUGAUUCAAGAGCUCAACAACUGCCAGGUUACUGUUGCACAUAUCAACGCCACAGCCAAGAAUGCCGCAGAUGACAAACUUCGCCAGAGCCUUCGGCGCUUUGCUGAUACCCACACUGCACCGGCAACUGUCGUAUUAGUAUCUUCGGAUGUAAACUUUGCAAGUGAGUUGAGUGACCUGCGUCACCGCCAUGGUUUCAAGGUAAUCCUGGUCCAUGGCAAUCAUACAUCUCCAGCUCUACUGCAGCAUGCCCACCACCAUGUGGCCUUUCAAGAAAUCACAGCUGAUCUGCCACCACGAAUGCUUGUCAAAGCACAGCCCAGUUUCAACCUCCUCUAUGUGCACAACCUCCCUGUCAACUGUGACAAGAGCCUACGGAACGCUGUGAAGCUCAGGCUCCGCCGCCUGUCUGACAACUGUGGUGGCAAGGUGCUGGGCAUCGCCCAGGGCACAGCAGUACUCCGGUUUGGCAACCCAGAGACGGCUGCGCGUGCACGCAAACGAAUGGAAAAUGAGGAUGUGUUUGGCCGCCGAAUCAGCCUUUCCUUCUCCCCGCGGCCCAGAGACGAUGCUAGUCCUGAGCCUCAGUCUCAGCCCCAUCCCUUGCCUCGGGCUCUGCCCCAACCCUCACAGUCCCAGGAUUCAGUGUUCCCCCCGCCCCCAUCCAUAUCCUCCUUCUCAUUUCUGCCCCUGGAGAAGCCAAGGUCACCCAGGAGGCCACGGCGAGCAACCCGCCCAUGCCACACCCCUGGCCCAGUGCCUGAAAGGCCCUACAGCCCCAGGAGAGGGUGCAGUGGGCCUCCCGGUGGUGCGCCAGCCAAGCCCCAUCAGGAGCUGGGUAGUGUGGAUGGCAAGUCCAGAAUGGGCUUUCAUCAACUGGAUAAAGGGCGUGCUGCUUCUUCCUCUCCACACGGCACCACUGAGACUGGGUCCAUGGGGCAGCUGCCCAAACCUGGCCUCACUGGAGAAUCCAUGUACAGGAGGAGACGAGAGGGCUCUAAUCCUCGCAGUGCGACCGAAUCUCCCGUGGAACAAGGCGACAGGAAUUCGGGGGAGUUCCAAAUAAGCACCCCUUCAGCUUUCAGCAAGCUGAACCUGCACAGGAGCUUCAGUCCUCUCGUCCUCUCCCAGGGCUCGUGGUCGUCCAGGAGUGCGUCCCCCUGCUUGUCCAGCCGCUCCUCUCCUAUUCUUGCUGCCCCUUGUAGCCCAAGUCUUGAAGGCCAACCCGAGCCAUUCUCAGAGGGGGCAGAGGUCCAGGUGGGCAACCUGGACUACAGAAUGUCCCGCAAGGACCUCCAGCAGACACUGCAUGACACCUUCUCUCGAUAUGGACGGGUGAAAGCUGUAGAGCUUAGUCCUCACACCGACUAUCAGCUGAAGGCCACAGUUCGCAUGUUGUCCCUGCAGCAAGCCAUCAGCGCCGUCAGCGGCCUGCAUCGUUACAAGAUUGGAGGCAAACGCAUCCAGGUGUCUCUGAUCACUGGUGGCAGCAGCAAAUCUCUUGCCUUGCUCAGCACAGAGAUCAUCACUAUACUUCAGGAUGCACCUGCCAGUUGUCUUCCCCUCUUCAAGUUCAAUGAAAUCUAUGAGAAAAAAUAUUCCCGUAAGCUGGUUGUUGGGGAUCUGUACAGACUACCAGAGUUGGUGGCUGUACGGGAACAGGGAGGCUCGAGACUUGUGUGCCUUCUGUCCAGCAGCCAAAUCCGCCAGAGCCCACUGGGAUCUUCUCAGUCCCAGGAGGGCUCCUCUUCUGCGAGUGGAAGCCCUGUGGUGUUUGAGGAGCUUGAGUACCAUGAACCUAUUUGCAGACAACACUACACAAAGCAGAGCUUCAGUGAGGCUGACUUUGACCCAGACUCCUAUCAAAUCCCAUUCGUUCUGAUGUCUCUGAGCACUUUAGCGUCUGAGGUCCACAGUCUGCUCCAGUCACACGAGGGAACCCUUCCACUCCUCAGUUUUCCAGACUGUUAUGCGGCAAAAUUUAGUUCACUGCAACUUGGCAGUGAGACACUGGAGGGUGGUGUUUCCCUGGAGCACCUUAUUACCUGUGUCCCCAGCAUCACGAUAGUCACAGCUCAGAAUGGCUUCAAAGUCAUCAAGUGGAUCCAUAACAAACCACCAGCACCAAACUCUGAGCCGUGGAUCCAGCGCUGCAAAAGUCCAGUGGGAAACCCCCAACUCAUUCAAUUCAGCCGAGAGAUUAUUGACCUCUUGAAGAGUCAGUCAUCUUGCGUCAUGCCCAUCAGCAAGUUUAUACCCUCGUACCACCAUCACUUUGCCAAACAGUGCCGUGUCUCUGACUAUGGUUACUCUAAACUGCUGGAGCUGCUGGAGGCUGUGCCACACGUUCUACAGAUCUUGGGCAUGGGCACAAAGCGUUUACUGACACUGACCCAUCGAGCGCAAGUGAAACGCUUCACCCAAGACCUGCUCAAACUGCUCAAAUUUCAAGCCAGCAAACAAGUGGCGAUCAAGGACUUCAUGCAGGCAUACCACUGGUGCUUCUCCAGAGACUGGAGGGUUAUUGACUAUGGUGUAUGUGAUCUGAUGGAUCUGCUGUCUGAGAUCCCUGAAACCACCAUCACCAUAACACAACAGGCCACAGACACAGUCAUCUCUGUUCCCAAGAGAGAGCGUACCAUGGAUGAGAUGGAGCGCACAAAGCAGUUUGCUAAAGAGGUGGUGGACCUGCUCCGUCACCAGCCUCACUGCCGAAUGCCCUUCAGUAAGUUCAUCCCCACCUAUCACCAUCACUUCGGACGUCAGUGCAAACUCAGCUACUAUGGAUUCACCAAGCUCAUGGAACUUUUUGAAGCAAUCCCUGACGUACUGAUGGUUUUGGAGUGUGGUGAGGAGAAAGUGUUAACUCUGACAGAAGUGGAGCGUAUUAAGGCCUUGGCAGCUCAGCUGGUCAAGUUGCUACGGGCUCAGAAAAACUCCAGCCUUCCCGUCAGCCAGCUACUCCCAGAAUACAGCAAGACCUUCGGUUACGGCCUGCGCCUGCAGGACUAUGAUGCCAGUUCCCUGCCUGCACUGCUGAUCAAACUCUGCCAUGUUGUCAAGGUGGUGGAUGGCUCAGAGGGUAGGGAGGUACAGUUGAUAAACAGGAAGUCUCUUCGCUCGCUAACGUCCCAACUACUGGCCUUGCUCAUGUCCCAAGAGGAGGAGCAUGUUACCAAGGGUAUGAAGGUAGAAGAGUUAAGUCACCAUUACCUGACGGCCCACGGAGUCCAGCUCAACCCAUGUGAAUAUGGGUUCCUCUCCCUCAGCGAAUUACUCAAGAGUUUGCCUUACCUUGUGGAGCUCUACCAUGAAGAAAUGGAUGAGAACAUUGCCACUGGUCAUGGUGAAGAGUCGGUGAGGCUGACCAAGCUUUACCAGUUUGCCCGCAACGUCCGCGCCCUGCUCCACACCUACCAUUACAACCAGAUCUUCCUCACUGAGUUUCAGGGAGCUUACACUAAAUUUACAAGCUGCAGCCUUGAACCACGUUGCCACGGCUACGUCAGCAUCGAUGAGCUGCUCAGUGCCAUACCACAGGUGGUUUGGAUCAAAGGUCAUGGUCACAAGAGGAUUAUCGUUUUGAAGAACGAUAUGAAAGCAAGGGCAUGCUCUUCAGUUCCCAGCAGCCCACAGCCAGAAGAGAACACAGAAGGUCUGAGAGAAAGCCCCAUUAGCAAUCCGAUGUCUGGAUCCCAGAGUCCAGUUGGCGCUGGAGCCACAGAGUCAGAGUUGCUGUGUCUGACUUCUCCGGUGGACCUGCUGUGUGGUCCUGUGCCAUCCUGCUUACCAUCACCUCAACUUUACCCUGACCCUGUUCUUCUCCAGCAGGCAGACCUGAUUCACUUUGAGGAAAGAACUCCACCACCAACUGAGAGCGACGAAGCUGAGGUGGCAGCUGCAGCUGCAGUCACCGACACCACGGCUGAUCCACCUGAGGCGUGCGGCAGAGCGGAAGACGACCCCAUCGCCGCCAAACCUUCAUCAGCUCCCAACAUGAAGACCGCCUUGUCCACGGACAGUCCUGGCAGAAGAGCUGCACGCAGCAGAUUCAAGCUGGCGGCCAACUUCUCUUUCACAACGGGCCUCUGAUCCUGUCUCUCUCACACACACACACACACACACACACACACACAGACACACACACACACAGAUUUCCAGCCCCACGCACACACAAAACAAUACUAAUUCACUCACAGUGUAACUCUAAGUAGAAGAGUUGACCAGCUACACUUAACAAACUACACAGAAAUGAUCACAGAAGCUCAUUGGGAUUGUUCUCUGCAUCCAAACAGACAUGACACGUUCUUAUCUAUCACCCAUCCACCAUCUUUUGGUUUGUUUUUCCUUCAGUGUCUUCUCCCAAAGAUACUCACCAAACUUGUGAGGUUUCCUUUUUGCAGACUUUCUGCAAUUCCUUUAAUUUGCCAAAUUUCACCCACCAUAACAUAAAUGUUUGAUUUCAUUCAUUGUUUGGGAAGUUGAAUUUAAAAUCUGUUAUUGUGCAUCUUCAGUUUAGAUCCACGUUAUGUCGAGGAAAAAAAACAAAAAAAAAACGGAGAAAAAAAAACGUGCUGUCUCGCAGACGAGGAAUGGAACUGAGUUAGUUGUCACUGUUUUGUAGUUAACCGUUAACGAUGGGAGGAAAAGCUAGAUGUAAUUGACCCCAUGUUCGAAAUGAAUUCACAAGUUUCAAGUGAAGGUUCACGCCACUUGUUAAUGAACCACACUGAGAAACCUUCAACGACGCUCCAACGCCGUGUCCUCGGAAACAAGAAAUAUUUAAUUUUCCCCACUCAUUUUUGAACAAAUUUCAAAUUUUUUGGAGGUUUUAGUUCAUAGCUUAGCCCAGACAUGGUCAUUCAAACUGGCGACUAAGCCCCUGCCAGUUUCAUUCUUUUUAGUCUUGUCUUGAGCGGGACGAUUGACUGCCGUACGCUGCUCAAGAGGUAGCUUCUCCUUGAGGUAUGUUCUCAUCUUUUUGUCUCUGUUGAAAAGUAGCCUAAGGACGGUGUUUUCAGUUCCUUUUUUAUAUAAUGCAGAGUAUUCAGGAGACUGUUUGGUUGGUUUGGCCUGAAUGCGUGGUGAUUGUGGUGGUUAUUCAUUCAUGAAACUGAAGAGGAAAAACUGUUAAACGUAAGCAAACAGUCCUCCAACGUUUUCAGUUGAAAUUGCAACCAUCACUUUCUUGUAGUUCUCUCUCUCUCUCUCUCUCUCUCCAAGGCCACUAAGAAAGGCCUGAAAGUGAAAAGGUGGCUCUUGCUUUACUCCAGCCAUGUGUCGGGCGUGUGCUUCGGCAGCAGGAAGCGACAUACUUUCAGCCAGCAGCCCAGUGUGUGUUUGUGUUCACUUCGCCAUAUUUUGUCUGUGUGUGGUUUACACUGGAGUAGGUGGUGUGAAAUGUGCAUGUUGUGCAUAAAUGAGUUUUAUGCAUGGUGUAAGCCCAGGAGGAGCGGACGGGUAUGGAUCAUACCGAGGCGUUCUUUAAGAUCACUUUUUUCUUCUUCUUUAUUUCCACCAUGUUUUAAGGAUCUUAGAGUUGGCGUCACCCUCUGCGCUCGCCACACAAAGGCUCAGGGUUUUUCUUACAUGAACCUUGUUGCCGACAGGUGGCGUUUUUAGUGGUGGUGUCCACACUGUCUGAGUUGUUGUUGUUCAAGGGGAGCAAUAAGCACUCCUGAGAUUAUUAUUUUUGUGAUUUGUAAUGAUGAUGUGAAUGGUUGUGAGGUUUUUUUAGGGAAAGGUGAUGUGAGGGGAGGUGAUGGGCUGUUUUGUGGAGCAGCAUGGCGGCUCUGAGGAGCCUCCUGAACUGACUGUGACGUACGCUCAGAGGACCCGCUGUGGCUCUCUGGAAUCUGCCUGGCUUUUACAAUGGCUUGUAUUUGCCGCGGUGCCAAAGGAAUUGCCGUCGUGCCCCCCCUUCUUAUCCCUUACGUCCCACGUAGAGGAGUUUUUACUUGCUUGUGUGUGUGUAUGUUGUGUUUUCUCAGUUUUCCUCCUGUCUCAUGUGUUUACAAGACUGCUGGCUGCUCAAAGUGCCACCAACUGAGGUCGGCUGUCUGAAGCUUAGCGUGACCGUGACCCAUGUGCUGUUGAAAGAAUGGGUAAGGGCCCAUUCAGUGUGUUUCAGUGUUCAACAGUGUUCUACCAUUGUCAGGUUCCACCUGCCGACUCCCCCCCCCAGAAUGUCUGACACACCAGUCUCAUUGUUUUUAAAUAUAAUGUUGUACUGCCUGUCUGGAAGCCUCUUUAAUUAGGGAAUAAGCAUUUUAGGAGUAAUUGUUAAUUUGGAGAAAUUGAUGAUAAAUGCUCACAGGAAAUGUCUAGAUUUAUAAAAGUAUUAAAGCGUUAAGUUAUUGUGGGUCAAACGUAGCACUCCCCCCCCCCCCCCCCCCCCCCCAAAGUACUGCAGUGACAACUAACUCAUGUGUUUGUUGUAGCUUCCCUAUUGAAAGCCUUCUCUUGUUACUCGGUUACAUCAGUGAGAAGCUAUUGUACCUGUCAAAAUAUGCACUUCUGCAUAGUUUUGGUUCAUGAAAUUCAUGUUUUUCUGUUUUGGUGAGAGCUUAAAAAAAGCCUCUGUUCAAAAUAACAGUGUCACUAGUGUCUUUUUUCUGUUUUUACAUGACAGUUGCAGAGUCUUGCAGUCGGCACUGCAGUGCUCUGAAACUACUGUCUUGUAAUAACACAUUGUUAUUACACCUCCUUAACAGUUGUCUCCCCCCCUCCCCCCACUGUUUUAUUGGCUCACCACAACGAAAGUUGCCGUCAACAGUUCUAACAUUGAAGGGACCAACAAGAUUUAUGUUAAUAAAUUUCACAAGCAUCA
Solea solea (common sole) is the source of this 8358-nucleotide messenger RNA. Its product is annotated as meiosis regulator and mRNA stability factor 1. Gene Ontology annotation, molecular function: CCR4-NOT complex binding; RNA nuclease activity; mRNA base-pairing post-transcriptional repressor activity. The coding region runs from base 171 to 5621 and encodes 1816 amino acids. Gene Ontology annotation, cellular component: cytoplasm; peroxisome. NCBI's taxonomy places the organism in Eukaryota, Metazoa, Chordata, Actinopteri, Pleuronectiformes, Soleidae. Gene Ontology annotation, biological process: post-transcriptional gene silencing. The transcript is spliced from 27 exons. The record is from RefSeq and is a predicted model, not a curated record.